AUGUUGCAGUGGGAUGCUUUCUACAUCAAUGUCAGGUUUUUAAGGAUGGGUAGUUGUUUACAAGCUAUUUUUGUUGCAAUGUUUGAUACAUAUUCCAAUGAAAUUCCAUUUUUAAAAGUUCCUGAAGUCGUGGUCAAGGCAUGUAAGCAAGUUAAAAGCUUGGAUCUUUCUUUGCUGAUCUUCAGAGCUCCACUCUUUUUCUUCCUCUUCUCCGGUGCUAAUGACAGUGUAUGCAUUACUUCUUCAAAGUUGCAUGGUUUAGUGAAGGGCAAAAUCAUCAUUUAUUAAAAACAUUAACAGUUGAGUAUGUGUCUGUGAUGUGUUGAUUUUCUUUAAAAGUUGUUCAUUACGAGAGGAUAUUAUUACUUAAACAUCUUCUUGGUGGUGUGGUGAAAGGAGAAAGAAGAGAAAAGAGCUUAUAGUUAGAUGUGAAGGUGUCAAAAGAAUCAUACGUGGAGGGGUAUCUGUUUGUAUUACUUUAAAAUUUGUUUAUGACCUUAGGUCAAAUGGUUGAGGCAUGCUAUCAAUAAUAAGGAACUGAAAAUCAUGAAAAUAGAGGAGAAUUGUC
Lactuca virosa is the source of this 568-nucleotide messenger RNA. Lineage: Eukaryota; Viridiplantae; Streptophyta; Magnoliopsida; Asterales; Asteraceae. The record is from the annotation of a GenBank genome assembly.